AUGUCUUCCGAUCCAGUGCAGCUCAAGGAUGAGGGAAACGCGUUGUUUGUGAAGAAAGAGUAUGCAGCUGCCAUCCUUAAAUACACACAUGCGAUCGCGCUCGAUACUAAGAACGCGGUCCUGUACGGGAACCGCGCAGCUUGUCACCUUGCCCUGAAAAAGUGGCUUGAUGCCUCAGGGGACGCGCGUAAGGCUACUGAUCUUGACCAAGGGUAUGCUAAAGGAUGGGGCCGUCUGGCUGCCGCUCAAGACGCCAUGUUGCACUACAACGAAUCUGUGAAGUUCUGGCAAAAAGCCAUCGACGCACUACCCGCGCAGCUAAGCCCUGUAGAAGUGAAGCAGAAGGAACAGUAUGAAGAGGGGCUCAAGGGUGCUAAACGCCGUUUGGAAGACUCGGAGAAGCAAAGCACAUACAUCCGCAUGUCAUCCAGUGACAAAAUACCUUGGAAAGUUGCUAAAGCUCUGCUUCCCGAGUUGCAAGCCAGGGGUCAGGCCGGAGCGCAAUCGAGCGCUUGGGUUAUCUCCGCUGCAUAUGAUGAAUGGAAGGAAGGGAUCGAUUACCUCAAUGGACUCAAACGCAUACCUGUUCCUGGUUCUCAGCAAUAUCGCGUCGUUGGAUGUACACAAGGGCUUGCAUCAUUGUCCAAUGGAAUUUUGCGCGACAGUCGUAUUUUCCAUAUUGACGAUCCGAAGUUUGUUGAAAAAUACAAUGAACAAGUCAUGUUUGAAGUUCAGGCUCUGAGAGCAUUCAGCACAGAGGGUGUGGAAGGCGUCAUUGAAAAGGCCCAGAAACGUCAACGCGAGGAAGGGUGGGAUUCCAUCCGGCCUGCGCUUUCAACUACUGUACGUGCUUGGAUAAUGCAGGGCUUUGUUGUCAAUGGUCUAAAAGGAGAACCCGAACUUGCGGCUAGCCUCCUCAAAAGUGCUGUCGAUUUCUUAUGCUGGGGUCGUGAGGCGUGGAAGGACGUGCCAGACACUAACCGCGGAACUAUCUUCUCGGAUACGUUCCUCCGGGGAGUCCGCACCAUGUAUCUUGACAUGCUUCAUAAUUCAUACUGUAAGAACCCCCGGCCUGAUGCGCUUCAGGCAGUCUACGACGAAGCGAAGGAUCUUCUUGAGGAUGCUAGUGCAGCUUAUGGGAACAUCACUGGGAACUACGAUCCUGGUUUUGUAUUCUCGUUCUACCUCUAUCCACAGGGGAGUGCACUGGCCAUGAUGGGGUAUUAUCAUGCGCAGCUUGGGGAUCAAGCGGCUGAGACCGAUGGGGAGAAGAGCUCGCAUUACAUGCUGGCCGCCGAAAAAUAUGCCGAGGCAGCGAUGAUGUACCCCGAAGAUGACGAACAGCGUGCAUGGUACCUCUCGUGUGCGAUGGGCCACAUGUGGAAAUGUCCUGUGCCCAUCCGGGCGCUCGUGACUAUCGGGGAGAAGCUUCGCGCAGCUGCACCCAAGAUGCGGAGGAUCUGGGAGAAUUCUCAGCUUGCCAAAGGAGGGCGGGAUAAGUCCAUCAAAUUCAACCUUGACAAGGUGGACGAGGCUUUGGCGGCGGUCUCGCAAGGGAAAGUAUCACUCGACGAUUACAUGGCGCUCAAGUUCGAAUGA
Messenger RNA from Coniophora puteana RWD-64-598 SS2, 1599 nucleotides. RefSeq lists its product as uncharacterized. The record is from RefSeq and is a predicted model, not a curated record. Gene Ontology annotation, biological process: post-translational protein targeting to endoplasmic reticulum membrane. Gene Ontology annotation, cellular component: TRC complex; membrane. Bases 1 to 1599 code for a protein of 532 amino acids. The transcript has 12 exons. Gene Ontology annotation, molecular function: protein binding; molecular adaptor activity. Lineage: Eukaryota; Fungi; Basidiomycota; Agaricomycetes; Boletales; Coniophoraceae.